Messenger RNA from Elgaria multicarinata webbii, 1981 nucleotides. RefSeq names its product solute carrier family 25 member 18 (gene SLC25A18). The record is from RefSeq and is a predicted model, not a curated record. Gene Ontology annotation, biological process: aspartate transmembrane transport; L-glutamate transmembrane transport; malate-aspartate shuttle. The coding region runs from base 220 to 1197 and encodes 325 amino acids. The transcript is spliced from 10 exons. Lineage: Eukaryota; Metazoa; Chordata; Lepidosauria; Squamata; Anguidae. Gene Ontology annotation, molecular function: L-aspartate transmembrane transporter activity; L-glutamate transmembrane transporter activity.
AUUUGUGAACCGUCCCUUAAGCCGGGGAUGGAUUUUGUUAGUGGGAGGAAUUCAGAUGUGAGUCAGAUGCUUAGUAUUGAGAGAGAGGUGGAAGGGAGGAACCCAGUCGCCUGCAAACAAGGAAGCUGAGCAAAGGCAGACAGGAACAUGCCCCCAUGUUGAAAGAAUUUUCCUGUAUCAGCAGCUGCCGUCACUAAGAAACAACAUCCCUAAGGAACAAUGAGGAACAAGAAGAAGAUUAGCCUUCCAGCGAAGUUAAUCAAUGGAGGUGUAGCAGGGCUUGUGGGAGUGACUUGUGUUUUCCCAAUUGAUUUGGCCAAAACACGUCUCCAGAAUCAGCAAGGACAAGCAGUCUACUCUGGAAUGCGGGAUUGUUUGGUGAAGACUAUUCGUUCGGAGGGGUUCUUUGGCAUGUAUCGAGGGGCUGCUGUAAACCUAACUCUUGUCACUCCUGAAAAAGCAAUCAAGUUGGCAGCCAAUGAUUUCUUCCGACAGCUGCUCUCCCAGGAUGGAAAAGAAUUGUCAUUGUUGAGGGAGAUGCUGGCUGGAUGUGGAGCUGGGACUUGCCAGGUGGUGGUCACAUCCCCAAUGGAAAUGUUGAAAAUCCAACUGCAGGAUGCUGGCCGGCUAGCUGCUCAUCAAAAGAAGGCCUUGGGACCGGAUGGAGCAGCUGCCGCCACUUCCCAUCUGCCACCAGGACAGCCUUACACCACUGGUUCCACCGCAGCCUCUAAACGCCCCUCUGCCACCUUGAUUGCCAGAGAUCUCCUGCACACCCAGGGCCUAGCAGGCCUGUAUAAAGGGCUGGGAGCCACCCUGCUCAGGGAUGUGCCUUUUUCCAUGAUUUAUUUCCCACUCUUUGCCAACAUCAACAAGCUGGGGCAAGACAACAGUGAAGAAAAAGCAUCUUUCUUGCAUUCGUUCAUGUCUGGCUGUGUGGCAGGAUCUGUGGCUGCCGUGGCAGUGACUCCCCUGGAUGUUCUUAAAACCCGCAUUCAAACUCUCAAGAAAGGUCUGGGAGAAGACACCUACAAUGGGAUCAUCGACUGUGCCAGGAAGAUCUGGAUUCAUGAGGGCCCUUCCGCCUUCAUGAAAGGGGCAGGGUGUCGUGCACUGGUGAUCGCGCCUCUGUUCGGAAUAGCCCAAGGGGUGUAUUUCAUUGGCAUUGGCGAAUACAUCAUGGGACUCUUGAAAUAGUGCCAAUUUCAAACGCAGUGACUCUGGCUUAAGGUUGCACAAGUUCAAUAGAACUCUUGGAGGAACAACAGGACUACUCUGUGAACAUUUGUGGGGCUAUGAACAACCAUCUAGACUUCUACAGUCCAGGAAUAUGACCCACAAGACUUCGCACUGCCACAUUCACCAUUGCUGCAUUUUCUUAACAACCAUCCAUAUCCUACAGAUGACCAUCCAGUUCUUGAUAAUCCGAACUUAAAAUGUAUAGGCCCUUACCAUUGCAAAGACAAUACUGGAAAAAGUGAACGCAAAGUCUGCUAAAAUCUCCAGGACAAGAAGGGAGCUGGAAUGGCACUGAGAUACCCACUCUUUACCAGUCCCUAUUACUUUCCACCCAUGGAGAAAUUAUAGCAGAAGAGCUACACUAAUCCAAAAACUUCAAGCAAGAUAGGAAAAGAACCCUGAUUUUUCAUGACAUAUGGAGAAUACACUACAGUUUUUGAAAUACAAUAAACAAUUCCUAUUCUUUGUAACAAUGCAUCAGAUUUACAUUGCAAGUGCUUUAGCAAAACUUAUGAAUUCUUUUGCUUGGGGCCUCUUCAUUGAGCUCCAGUUAUAAUACUCCAGUCCUCAUCCUACUUCCUGCCACCCCCUCUUACCCUUCUGUUGCAGCAUCCUGUAACGUAACAUUGGUGGGGCUGGUGUAGAAUGGUUCCUAUUUCUGCUAAUGCUAAGCAGAGCAUGUCUCUAAUAAAUUGAUAUUGGUCAACAUCCUUAGUUGAUUCUUCCCAUAAUUACCUUGAAG